This is a messenger RNA of Serpula lacrymans var. lacrymans S7.9, 1497 nucleotides long. RefSeq lists its product as uncharacterized. Lineage: Eukaryota; Fungi; Basidiomycota; Agaricomycetes; Boletales; Serpulaceae. The record is from RefSeq and is a predicted model, not a curated record. Gene Ontology annotation, molecular function: syntaxin binding. The transcript is spliced from 12 exons. Bases 1 to 1497 code for a protein of 498 amino acids.
AUGAAUGGUGCAAAUUCCAAUAUACAGAACUCGUCUGUACGAGUUGCAAAACCACCUCCGACUGGUCCUGCCCCUCCUGCCCCUACCAUUGCUCCUCCAGUUCCACCACAUAAUGCACAUAGCGCACACCAACCGCCAGUAAACCGACCACCUACACAUAACAAUACAUCUACUCCAGUCAACGGCACCCAUUCCCAUGUCCAGAAAGGAAAGAAGAAGAAUGAACCACCCGUCGAUCCUGCCGCCAUGUAUGAGAGUCUCAAGAGUAGGAUUGCAGCCCUGGAGGAAGAGGAGGUCCUAGAAGAGGAGGAGGAGCGAAAGUUUGCUGAGGAAGCCGUCAAGUCUGUCAAGGGCAUGGAGGAGAACGCCGUUCACGCGAAGUACAUCGAGCUUUUCGCAGAAUUGAAGCGGUUAGAACGAGAUCAUGCUAAAGAGAAACAGAAACUGGUUAAAGACAAGGAUGCAGCUAAAAGUCAAUUGACGAAAGCAAACCAGACUAAGACAAAGAUGGAAAAUCUGGCCCGCGAACUACAGAAGGAUAACAAAAGGCUGAGAGAAGAUAGCAAGCGACUGGCCCGGUGUGUGGAGGAUGCGCAAGACGAGAUUUUACAGAUGAAAAAUGAUCUCGCCAAGCGAGCGGAUAAGGCGAAAUUACAAGACAUCAAAUAUCGCGAGAUGCCAGACAUAGUGGUAAAGGUAGUUUGCAGAUAUCGAGCUGAGCUUUUCUUCAAGAUUUCGAGGAAAACAAAGUUUUCCCGGUUAUUCAAUGCUUGGACCGACAGAAUGGAGAGCACGGGUGGGAAGAAGAGUGAGGGGAAGAGUGGGUCUGGUGUAAAUGCACAGAUGAAUGGGUCUGCCAAAUCCGAUGCAGCAAGCACGCAAACUACUGGACCGUUGGUCUCAUCAUCCAUGCAAUUCGUCUUUACGCAUAAUGGAAAGACGGUGGAUUCUGAUCAGACACCAGAGGAAGCAGGAAUGGAAGAUGGAGAUGAGAUUCUUGCUGUCGAGUUGAUGGAUUUGACUGAAGGUCCCGGAACAGAAGACUGGGAUGAGUUGUCUGAACCGCGACGCCAGAAGUUGAGGAAGAACUGGACAGACAGUCCGCUUGAGGCCAGGCGGACAUUGGAAGACAUCUUUGACGGCGUUGUACGAGAGCGUCUAAAGGAAGUGCUCCGACAGUACGAGCUUCGUGAACGACAUUUUGAAUGCGUCAUCCGUUCUAAAGAAUUGGAAGUGUUACUCUCUCGAGCUAGGGCUGCAGAACAAAAACAGCUAGCCGAGGGGGAGAAGACACGCGCUGAUAAAGCUGAAGGCGAGAACCAUCAUCUUCGGAAAGAGCUAGAAGACGCGCAAAAUGGACAAACUAUGCUUAUCGAUAAGCUUAUUACCUGCUGUAAAGAGCCAAAUGCAGAACGUACGCAACGCCUAUUUGCCUCUUUGCGGGAAGAACUUGAGAAGAAGGGUACUAAACUGGCCGAUGGUCCUGUGGGCGGUUGA